Pestalotiopsis fici W106-1 is the source of this 861-nucleotide messenger RNA. RefSeq lists its product as uncharacterized. The record is from RefSeq and is a predicted model, not a curated record. The transcript has a single exon. Bases 1 to 861 code for a protein of 286 amino acids. Lineage: Eukaryota; Fungi; Ascomycota; Sordariomycetes; Amphisphaeriales; Sporocadaceae.
AUGUACUCGACACGAUUGGCUCACCUCCUCUUGGUGGCCUUGUCGGUCAUCACCUUUACCCAGGCUGCUUGGCUGGACAGCGCUUUUGGCAUGAUUGGCAGUGCCAAGGUUGAGGUUAUCGCGAGAGACUUGCUUGGCCUGGACGACACAACGUCUUCGUCAUCUUCAGAGAAGACCACCAGCACCAAGACAACCAGCGCCGCUGCUCAGACAACAUCCUCCUCCGCCGCCGAGACUACCACCACCGCUGACGAUACUCCCACAACUACAUCGUCUGCCACCACCGCCCACACAACCCCUACUUCGGCAACCACCACCUCUCAGAACAACCAGGCAACGACCACGGCCGAUGACACCCCGACGUCUACCAGUGAUGGCGGCAGCAGCCCUACUACUACCAGCGCGACUACGACUGACGGUUCGAGCUCCGAGUCUACCACCUCUGCCACACCGUACACCUCUGUCAUUAUUCUAACUGUGACCAACUCCAACGGUGAUGUCGUGACUAGCUCUAGUUCAUCCGUCAUUACUCCCACCGCUAGCAUCUCUCAGUCAUCCAGCGACAACAGCAGCAACGCCAGCAUGAGCAGCUCAACAAGGGCCACCAUUAUUGGUGUCACGGUUGGUGUCGGCGGUGCCAUUAUUCUCGCCGUGGCUGGUGUUCUUUUCUGGCGUCUCCGCCGCAGAAGAUCAGGCGACGACAACGAGGAGUUGGUCAACUACACCACCGGUACCAGCCAGUUCAACAGCGGCCCGGAGAAGAGCGAAGCUAGUGGCAGCAUGACCGGCCGCAGCCCCUUCCAGAGCACGCUCGAGUCGUACCACGCCCCGACCCAAAGCAACACUGGAACCAACUUCUAA